Molecule: messenger RNA, 870 nt
Organism: Pollicipes pollicipes
Lineage: Eukaryota; Metazoa; Arthropoda; Thecostraca; Pollicipedomorpha; Pollicipedidae
Product: brahma-associated protein of 60 kDa-like
Source: RefSeq, a predicted model, not a curated record
CCUAUCAAACGUCCGUCGGAUCAGAGAGGACCGCUCGCUCAGCAGGGUAAAACCGUUAAGAAGCGGAAGCGGAUGGCAGACAAGAUCCUGCCGUGGAAAGUGCGGGACUUGGUACCCGAGUCGCAAGCCUACAUGGACCUCCUAGCCUUUGAGCGCAAGCUGGACGCCACCAUCAUGCGCAAACGGCUGGAUAUCCAGGAGGCGCUGAAGCGGCCGAUGAAGCAGAAGCGUAAGCUGCGCGUCUUCAUCUCCAAUACGUACUUCCCUGCGAAGGCGGCGGCCGAGGGCGAGACGGACGGCAGCGCCGCCUGCUGGGAGCUGCGCGUCGAGGGCAAGCUGCUGGACGACGGCAAGCCUGACCAGUCGGCCAAGGGCAAGCGCAAGUUCUCUUCAUUCUUCAAGUCAUUGGUGAUCGAACUGGACAAGGACUUGUACGGUCCGGACAAUCUGGUGGAGUGGCACAGAACAGCUAGCACUCAGGAGACAGAUGGCUUCCAGGUGAAGCGACCAGGGGACCGUAACGUGCGCUGCACGAUCCUGCUGCUACUGGACAACCAGCCGCCGCAGUUCAAGCUGGACUCGCGGCUGGCGCGUCUGCUGGGCGUGCACACGCAGUCGCGGCCCGUCAUCACGCAGGCGCUCUGGCAGUACGUCAAGCACAACAAGCUGCAGGACCAGAGCGAGCGCGAGUACGUCAACUGCGACCGCUACCUGGAGCAGAUCUUCCAGUGUUCGCGUAUGAAGUUCGCCGAGGUGCCGCACCGGCUCAACUCGCUGCUGCACCCGCCCGACCCGAUCGUCAUCAACCACACCAUCACCGUGGACGGGCCCGAGCAGAAGAAGACGUCCUGCUACGACAUCGAGGCCGAG